Molecule: messenger RNA, 1058 nt
Organism: Amborella trichopoda
Lineage: Eukaryota; Viridiplantae; Streptophyta; Magnoliopsida; Amborellales; Amborellaceae
Product: phosphopantothenoylcysteine decarboxylase HAL3a
Biological process (GO): coenzyme A biosynthetic process
Cellular component (GO): phosphopantothenoylcysteine decarboxylase complex
Molecular function (GO): phosphopantothenoylcysteine decarboxylase activity; FMN binding
Source: RefSeq, a predicted model, not a curated record
CUCUCUCUCAUUUUCCCUCCAUAUAUAUGCUAACUGCCCCAAUUUCGUUUUUCAAAUGGUCCUCUCUCGCCCCCUCCCCCCGGCCCCCGCGGAUGAGAAGAGCAUUGCGUUUUCAGUCUCCAGCUAGGGUUUCUGUUUUGUUUCGUUUAGGUGACAAUGAGAACUCAGAGUAGAACUAACAUGAAAGCAAAGUCUCAACAAAGUGGUACUAAGUCUCAACAAAGUGGUACUAAGUUACGUAAACCACGGAUUCUCUUGGCUGCAAGUGGAAGUGUAGUUGCAAUCCAACUUUUUAAAUUUUGUCACCGUUUAUGUGAAUGGGCUGAAGUCAGGGCAGUGGCUACCAAGCGUGCUAUGCACUUCAUUGACAGAGCAUUGAUUCCUAGUGAGGUAGCUCUCUAUACAGAUGAUGAGCAAUGGAAAGAGUGGAAUAAGCUAGGGGACAAAGUGUGUCACAUUGAGCUUCGCCAGUGGGCAGAUGCUAUGGUUAUUGUUCCAUUGUCAGCCAACACACUUGGCAAGAUUGCAAUGGGGCUCUGUGACAACUUGCUGACUUGUCUGGUGCGUGGAUGGGACUACAACAAGAAACCCCUCUUUGUGGCUCCCUCCAUGAGCCGCCUAAUGUGGAGCAAUCCUUUCACUGCAUGCCAUAUUGACUCGAUAACUAAGCUUGGAAUCAAGGUUAUCAUGCCUGAUUCAGACAGUUUUAUGGUUGCUGACCCUUGGAACAUCAUGAAUGAGUUGUCUCGUACCCUUAAUACUCAAGUUCGCCUUAUUGAUGGUUAGUCUUCAUUUCACUUUUGAGACAUACGUCUAUGUGCUCUUUACCAUUGUAACAAUUUUGGCUACUUUGAUGCUCUCUCUCUCUCUCUUUACCAUUGUAACAAUUUUGGCUACUUUGAUGCUCUCUCUCUCUCUCUACCAUUGUAACAAUCUUGGCUACUUUGAUGCUCUCUCCAGAUUGCUGGUCUCAUUUUCACUUUCUGAACUUCAUUGUGCUGUGUAGAAAUGGUAUAUUCUUUUGUUUAGUGGCAUGUCUUCUUAUUUCAAGAAGCUCG